GUGUGGCGGUCGGUUCACGCUCACUUCAGUCAGUCAGAUGUAAAAGUCUUCAGAUUGAGGCUGUAAUAAUAAUAAUGUCAUCUCAUAACUUAUCCAGAGAAGCGCUUAUAGGCUCAGCGACGCUGGGAGUGAUUUUUAUAGCGGGAUAUUAUGUGGGCAAACGCAAAUCUAAAUUCUUCAGGAUGUCGUCGGGUAAAAGCCACGUGGGUAAGAAAGACGAUCCGGUGAUGCAGUACCUGCUGAAUCAUUCCCUGCGGGAACAUCCCGCCCUUAAAAAACUCCGGCAGAAAACCCUGGAGCACAAGCAGAGCUUUAUCAUGGUGUCCUGCGAACAGGCGCAGUUCAUGGCAAAUCUGGCCAGACUAAUCAAAGCGCAGAAAGCCAUUGAAAUCGGUGUGUACACGGGCUAUAACGCCAUGAGCAUCGCUCUCACCCUGCCUGAAGACGGGAAAUUGAUCGCGUGCGACGUCAACGAGGAAUUCAUCAACAUCGGCAGACCCUUCUGGACACUGGGUGGUGUUGAGCACAAAAUCGACGUGCGUCUGAAGCCAGCACUGCAAACUCUCGAUGAGCUUCUGGCUUCAGGUCAAGCAGAGACGUUCGAUUUCGUCUUCAUCGAUGCCGACAAAGUCAACUACGACAACUACUAUGAGAAAUCCCUGCAGCUGGUCAGGAAAGGAGGAAUAAUCGCUAUAGAUAAUGUCCUGUGGAGCGGUAGAGUGGUGAACCCAGAAGAGGGCGACGUCGACACCAUCGCAAUCGAUAAGCUGAACAAGAAGCUCCACCGAGAUAUCCGAGUCAAUCUGAGCAUGCUCACUGUGGGCGACGGCCUAACAUUAGCAUUCAAAAUCUGACGUUAGAGUGACACGUUACAGACUGAAGAAACUCAUUCAUUUACAUUGCUUUGUAAUAAUUGAAGUUUGACCAAAUAAAUAUAAAGUUUUGUAUUGAAAUGCUCAUAGUGCCAACUAUUGUACAAUGUAUUUGUAGUAGAAUUUUUAAAUAAACAAAAUUACUGCACUGGAAUCUGUAAUAUUUUAUAGGAACAGUUUGAAUAUAUGUAUUCUAGUUUUAAAAAAGGAUUUUGUUUUUAAUAAAUUUAUAGCAAUUUUG
Megalobrama amblycephala (Wuchang bream) is the source of this 1113-nucleotide messenger RNA. Its product is annotated as catechol O-methyltransferase domain-containing protein 1-like. The transcript has 7 exons. The coding region runs from base 75 to 854 and encodes 259 amino acids. NCBI's taxonomy places the organism in Eukaryota, Metazoa, Chordata, Actinopteri, Cypriniformes, Xenocyprididae. The record is from RefSeq and is a predicted model, not a curated record. Gene Ontology annotation, molecular function: O-methyltransferase activity; S-adenosylmethionine-dependent methyltransferase activity.